Messenger RNA from Felis catus (domestic cat), 5297 nucleotides. RefSeq names its product alpha tocopherol transfer protein like (gene TTPAL). The coding region runs from base 224 to 1255 and encodes 343 amino acids. NCBI's taxonomy places the organism in Eukaryota, Metazoa, Chordata, Mammalia, Carnivora, Felidae. Gene Ontology annotation, molecular function: phosphatidylinositol bisphosphate binding. Gene Ontology annotation, cellular component: membrane. The record is from RefSeq and is a predicted model, not a curated record. The transcript is spliced from 6 exons.
GCCGGCCGGGAAGGGAGUGCGGGUCGGUUCUGUGUGCGCUGCCGGACGAGGCUCCCGCCGCCGAUUGACCCGCGCUCCGCCCCGUAGCCGGGCCGGUGUGUACCCUCCAGCACAUCACUUGACCUCAUAUCCUCCGCUAAUAUUUACAGAGCACCGUCAUGUGCCAGGCUAGGCCUAUAGCCUAUGGACACUACAGUCUGUCUCCCAGGGAUCCUGAUAGCUAAUGUCCGAAGAAAGCGACUCUCCGAGGACCAGCCCCUCCGCGGCCUCACUCUCGGAGAAUGAGCUGCCGCCGCCACCUCCCGAGCCCCCGGGCUAUGUGUGCUCACUGACAGAAGAACUGGUCACCAAAGCCAGAGAAGAGCUGCAGGAGAAGCCAGAAUGGAGACUUCGAGACGUGCAGGCCCUCCGUGACAUGGUGCGGAAGGAGUGUCCGAACCUGAGCACGUCCCUGGACGACGCCUUCCUGCUGCGCUUCCUCCGAGCCCGCAAGUUUGAUUACGACCGGGCCCUGCAGCUCCUGGUCAACUACCACAGCUGCCGGCGAAGCUGGCCCGAAGUCUUCAAUAACCUGAAGCCCUCGGCCGUAAAGGAUGUCCUCGCUUCCGGCUUCCUCACCGUGCUGCCCCACACCGACCCCCGCGGCUGCCAUAUCCUCUGCAUCCGCCCAGACAGAUGGAUACCGAGCAACUAUCCAAUUACCGAAAACAUCCGAGCCAUAUACUUGACAUUAGAAAAACUCAUUCAGUCUGAAGAAACCCAGGUGAAUGGAAUUGUAAUUCUUGCAGACUACAAAGGAGUGAGCUUAUCAAAAGCAUCUCACUUUGGCCCUUUUAUAGCCAAAAAGGUGAUUGGCAUCCUUCAGGAUGGCUUCCCCAUUCGGAUAAAAGCAGUCCAUGUAGUGAAUGAACCUCGAAUAUUUAAAGGCAUUUUUGCCAUCAUAAAACCAUUUCUGAAGGAGAAAAUAGCAAACAGAUUUUUCCUCCACGGGUCUGACCUGAACUCUCUCCACACAAACCUUCCAAGAAGCAUUCUCCCCAAGGAGUAUGGGGGCACGGCUGGAGAGCUGGACACCACCGCCUGGAAUGCGGUGCUGCUGGCCUCGGAGGAGGACUUUGUGAGAGAGUUCUGCCAACCUGUUCCCGUCUGUGACAGCAUCCUGGGCCAGGCCCUGCCGCCCGAGGGGCUGAGCUCAGACGCGCAGUGUGAUGAUUCCCUGCGGGCCGUGAAAUCACAGCUAUACUCCUGCUAUUAGCCAGUCCUCUGUGAGUGCCACCAUCUUUAAAUCCUUUCCUUUUGCUUUGGGGAGGCACAAGGAGAAUUUGAGGUGCCACGGAGUCAGUCUUGCUCCUUGUCAUUGAAUUGCAUCCUGUGGGGCUCUGAGGGUGAGCCACGGGGUAAGCCCUUGGUUACUCGAAUUAAUCCACGGAAGACACGGAAAAUGUCCUCAGUGAUUCCCAAAUGUUUGGAAUCUCGGUUUGCAACCAUUAAUCUGGAAGCUGUAUCUGGUUCUUACAGAUGUCAGAACAAGAAAAACCAGGACCAAAGUCACUUUGGUCCCACAUUCAGGAGAAAACAACCUGACUGGCCAGUGGCGACACGCCUGUGAAAUAACUUGGCCGAGCCUACCAGGUGGCCACACGUGAGACUCUGGGAAUUUGUCUUUCGCAUGAACCCUAACUAAAGACCUCUGUUGCUCAUCGUGAAAUUUCUAGUUUGAGGUCCAGACCCCAGCUGCCAUCACUGGGUUUGGAAAGCACCUUAACUCAAUCGUGGGAGCAUCAGGACAUAAACAGCACUUCACGAUCAGAUUUGGGAGCGAGACUUCAAAGCGCCUCUGGGAUUCACUGGUUGACUCUUGCAAUAGAAACUGAAGUUUUCCCAAACCCAUAAAGCCUUAGCCCUGGUUCUCAAUAGAAUCAUACAGGAUCCUAGAGGUAUAUGAUUUUACUCAACCUGAAACGCUGGAUGUGAGACCUGAGUAGCUAAAAGAAUUCUGGCCCAAGAAUUAAGAGACCAGGGCUCCAGCCCCAGAUGUGUGACUGUAGACAAGACCUGGGCCUCUGUGGGCCUCACCUUUCUCAUCUGUAAAAUGAGGCUGGAUGAAAUGAUGCCUAGGGCUUUGGCAUGACGUUCUGGGAUUUGGUUUAGUUACUGAAUGUUAGAUGUUGGCUUUCUGCCUAGAAAAAUUGGUUUUCUUGCCUCUAGAUGCAAGUGGUUGGAUCUUGUUUUGUGGUACAUCUGGGCCUCUCCAAGAGGCGUAUGUCACCAUCUGGCCCUGCCUUUAAGGAAACUAGUAUGUAUAUUCUUGGGACCUGGCAAUAACGAACUUCCUUCUUGCAGGGAGGAUUAAACUUGAAAAGGGCAGGUGAGAUGACCAGGGUUUGUAUGAAUUCCUUCUAUCCCUGAGGCUCCCCCUCAGGGAGUGGUACCUUGUAAACCUGGCAGCGGGGAAUGGUUAAAUGACUUGAGUGGGAUUCUUAAAUUUUGGUCUCUGGAAAUUAUUGCAAGGGCAGGUUAUUGCUGGAUCACUUCUGGGGCCCCCACCCUCGCAGACCGUCUUGAGUCUCUGCCUCUGGUGUGGGUGGACAGACCUUAUCCAGCGAGACUGAAUGUUAGUUCUGCGUUUCAGCACUUUAGACCUUUGCUGUCAAAAAUUUAGCCUUAGCCCACGCAUCAAAUUAAGUGGUUCAUUUGAUGGCUUUUGACCUAUUUUCUUUUGUAUUCAUUCCUUGAAAGUCAUGGUGUUAAAAAGUGAUGAGUACUAUGUGUUGUAUAAGUACCUUCUCCAUGCAUUUAUUAGACCACCAGGCAAGGGGGACAGCUCAGUUAGGUAGAGAACGGUACUCUGAAAUGCAAAGGCCAGUCUAUUGUUAAUAAGCUCUUCAUCGGUAUAGUACUGUUUAAAAUGUCUGGAGAAGUUGGUGGUGGAAAUUAUUCACCUCAUUAGUGCCAAUUCCAGAGAAAGAUCCUUUCACCAUAGAUACUAACCCUGAAUCCUCGUGGGACCUGGCAGAGCUGGAAAUACCCAAGUGCAUACCCCUGGCAGCCUCCGGUUCCAUCUGCUGAUGACAGUGUGACCAGCAUUGCUGAAAAGAUCAAAAUAGCACAAGUAGGAUGACUAAAGUAGAUGGUUCAGAACCCAACUGCUUGGAGGUGGGAAUUGGUUAGAGGCUUUCUCACAUCUCAAAGAGGAAAGAGUUUAAAAAACAAAACCAACAGCAAGCUACAAUGAAGGACAAAUGAACCAUUUGGCCCCACCAGGUUUCCAAAGUUUAAAUUCUGCAUUGCAUUCCUGGCCGGUUUUGCCCGUGUCUAUUUGACUACAGAAGUUUAUAUGUAUUUAAGCUCACCUGGACAAGUAUGUCAGAGACCGGGAUGCUGCCCGUUUCCGAGGCCUCUCCAGUUGGACCAAGGAGCUGUUGCAUUCAGCUUCUGAAAGGAGUCAGAGCUAAGAUCUGUCUGCCUUCUGCAGCUUCAAAGAGAGAUCAAACAGCUUUGACACCUCAGGAGGUUUGAACCAAGCUGUGAAACUGGGACUGCUUGGGUGAAAAUCAAGGCAGUUUCUGUGUGGCUUCGCCAGGCAUUUGUGUAAAGUUUCCCUAGCAGGGUGAGGGAACAACCAAGGGAGCACCCAGUGAGCCUGACUCGGUAGUGGGGGUACACUGAUGGGCCAAAUGAGGGAGCAUCCGGAGACCUGGGAGUGUCUUCCUUCAGGGAAAAAUUCUGGCCCAUUUCACCAACACCUGAAAAGUAACUUUUCCCUAAAUUCAGGGCACUGUGGUAUAGAAAAGGGAAAGGAAUGGUGUAUCAGGAGACCCGAGUAAUGGCUUUAUGUUACCGUGGCCUUGGAUGAGCCACUGAACACCCCUGAAUCACAUGAUAAAAAGGAUCUACACUCAGCUCUGAACCCUCUGUUUUCGGCAUCAGUUGGCUUUACUGCUACAGGGACAUUGUACUCUGCCUUUUGGAGGCCUUUCCUGCCUCCCCCCUCCUCCCCUGCCAAUCUGGGUUACUUUAUAGGAAAUGUAGGUCUGAAUGAGUCGACAUCUGAAGCUGUCAAUGCCAAAUGACUCUGUAAACUUAGGUAAGAUGGGGGUCUUCUUCCUCUUCUUAUACAGAAUCUGGAAAAUUGUGUCUCUUCCUGGAAUCCUAUUCUGCCUUCACAGGGAGAGGCUGGAAGAAAGCUACAGAAACAACUGUGCACACCUCUGGCUUCUCUGGAGUUUAUUUGCUUUUGGCAGAAGUGGCUUUAGCGUCCCCAGACUUCAUCUUGCUUUUACAAGGAGCCACAUGUCCUUAGAGGUUUACAAACACUUCGGCUUGUUAAGAUACUACAUUUCUGCCAGAGAGAGAGGACAGCAAGAGGUAUUGUCCCUGAACUCCCGUAAGAUACUGAGCCUUUCUGAAUUCUCCCUGGGUGGGCAGUUUCUUUAGAUGCCACAGGAUUCUCAAGGUCAGUCAUGAGAUCACUUUUUCAUUUGGGGAGGCAAAAGCUGUAGUACUGUUGUGGCAUUAUUAGAAUACUUCAUUUUAAAGUGUUCAGCUUUUAAGGUUUUCUCUUGAAGCCCCCUCUUCCAUUUAGGAAGUGAAGUGUUAACCUAAGGUCAUGGCCUAAGUGUGGCUGUUCUGUGGCAUGAGAUAUGUGGAGACACCAAACAGAAACCUCUCAGCUGUUCGGGAAAGUUGUCAGUUCUGGUGAUGCCUCUCAGUAUGGGGAUCUGUUAAUUUCAUAAAUCCAUAAAUCCAAAGUAAAUUCCUUCCUAUUCUCCCGACUCAGCAAUGGUUUGCUUGACAGGCCAAGUAACAGGCGUCAUCAGAUCCAACAUUCCUCCUUAACAGAUCUUGUUCCACAGGAAGGCCCGGUGUGGCUCAUGGAUGGAGAUGCUAGUGACGAAUUUACCAUUUGAUGGCUGCUUUUCCUUUGGUCUCCCUGGCCAGCAUGUUUAGCUGGGCAGAAACUCAGCUGCCAUAGGGGAUUCUUGUGGAUUCACUUACAGCUCAUGGCAGUGGAAUACCUGCAACCUCUCUCCGACACCACUCCCGACAGGGCCGGAAGGUGGGCUAAUCUUCUGACCAGACUGGGGCACCGUUUCAGCCGCUGGUCACAUUCCUCGCUUCAAACUGAAAUUCAGUUUAGCUUUGAGUGUAUGGACACGUGGUGGUGGAUUCAUCUACUUCAGUGUUUGUUCUGACCAAAAAGUUUAUUUUUCUAGUGCAUUUUCUAAGUCAAAGUGGUGAAAACAUGUAACUUUAGUAUGCAUGACUGGGUCUGAAACAAUAAAAAAAUCCCCGUA